Messenger RNA from Iphiclides podalirius (scarce swallowtail), 381 nucleotides. The record is from the annotation of a GenBank genome assembly. NCBI's taxonomy places the organism in Eukaryota, Metazoa, Arthropoda, Insecta, Lepidoptera, Papilionidae.
AUGGAGCAUUACCGUUACCCUUUCCAGGGAUGGACAAAUCAACCGCGGCAGUAUGUGAAUUUUACAGUCAACCAGGAGGGUGUAACAAUGGACCGCAAUGUCCAUACAGACAUGUCCGUGGCGACCGUACAGUGGUCUGCAAGCAUUGGCUUAGAGGACUCUGUAAAAAAGGCGAUCAGUGUGAAUUCCUCCACGAGUAUGAUAUGUCUAAAAUGCCAGAAUGUUAUUUCUAUGCCAGAUUUAAUGCCUGUCACAAUAAAGAAUGUCCAUUUUUACACAUUGAUCCCGAGAGCAAAAUCAAAGAUUGUCCAUGGUAUGAUCGAGGUUUUUGCAGACAUGGUCCACACUGCAGGCACAGGCAUGUGCGAAGAGUCCUCUGUA